AUGGCCCUCAACUUAAAGACUAAUGGCAGAAGUUGCAGGAAGCGUGGUUUCAUACUUAUUUACCAAGUUGAUGUGUGUAUAUGUGUCAGGGUUAGGGGCAGGGUUAACUUGAUGGCCCCACCGAUCCCUAUGGAAUAUGAUUCAGUGGACCUGACUGAAGAUGACGAUGACGACGAUGCACCAGUUGAUCUCAGCAGCCAAUCAACUCGCUCCGCCAGCAACAGCUACAACUCUGCUACACCUAAAAGUUUUUCACUACAACACAACAACACUAGCAAUUCAAUUUAUAUCAAUGAUGUGUACCACCACCAUCAGAACAGUUCUGAAUGCUCUCCGCCAGCCGGAGAAGAAGCACCACCGUUAACCUUCAACGAUGUCGAGGAAUUUGAAAGAACUGUAAAAAAGUUGCAGGAGGAGCUGAAGAUCGAAGAGACGAAACUGCUCCUCUUGAAAAGUAUUCAGAGUAGCCAGCUUCAAAACAACAGCAACAUUAAAUCUGCUGUUGUAAAUGGCAAAGUUUCUGUGAUAGAUACAGCAAGUAGCCACACAAAUAGCAGCAGACAAAAACAACAAAGUAAUCAGCAGCAGCAGUACCAACUCUCAAACAACGUGAAGCUACCUAAUGGUACAACCAGUAAGAAGAAUGCCAAUACUGCUCUACAACAACAGAAAUCAAACACUGCCUACCAACAACAAAACAACCAGCAAAGAUCUCACAACAAUGCAAUCAACUCGACCACAGCAGCCACAUCAAUAAAAUCGUACACACCAAAUCAACAGCUCUCAGGUUAUUCAAAUUCUUCAUCAUCCUCCAUACCCGCACAACACCACUUAUCACAACUGCAGGAACAACAACGCAAACUGCUUCAACAGCAACAGCAAGCUGCUGCCAUCCUAGUAGAGCAGACAGCUGCUCAGAAGCUGUCGACAGCAAAACUUGCAGUUCGCAAGCAACUAGAGAGGUCCCUCCUUCAACUUCCUGCCUUAAAAGCCAACCCAUUCGAUCUGACACUUAUACCAAACUCUGGCACAAACGAGUUUGCCGUUUUGCUUGGUCUUGAACAGGUUGUUGAUAAUUUGCUGUCGACUGCAUCCACCCAGAUAAAUUUCAACAAACCUUUUGAAUCAGUUAGCAUGGAAAUCGACAAAUCAGCAGAAACAACAGCAGAAUUGUUGGCGAUAACAACAACAACAACAACUGCUUCAUCUUCGACAGUUACUUCCUCCAAAGACAUUCCCAUCUGUUGCAAAUGUGCCACUGACUUCACACCAAAAUGGUAUGAAAAACCGUCAGCAUCAAAUUCCACUAAAGUUUCGGGAACCAUCUGUGAAAAUUGUUACAGAGCUGAUCGUAAACGAGCAUGUGCGAAACAGCAAGAGGACCGGAUGAACUCUGCAUUCUCCAGAGCCAAACAGCAAGAAAAGGAAGUGGAGAAAGCUCUGGUUCUCGAACUGGAGGCUGCAAGGCAACAAAUUGAAGCAAUCAACAACAGUCUUGCCAGUGCAGUACCUAUGGUCUCAAGUGUCUUCAGUGGCUCCACGUCAAAGGGGGGUCCAUCAUCGCAGUCGUCCUCAAGCUCACUGGCUUCAAAUGCAGCCUGGGACAAGAAUGUUCUGACGACUACCUCCUCUAAUAACAAGCCAUCCAACCAACAACUGCAACAACACAAACAACAACAAAGUGCUGCAGACAAACAAACUCAACAAAGGUACCAUAAUCAAAACCACUUUCAACAGCAACAAUCACACCAACAAAAAUCUUCCAUCUCCAAGCAACAACAACAAAACCAACAACAACAACUUCUUUCAAAUCGUCAAAUGCAAAAUGCUUCAAAGAAACAGCAGCAGCAGCAAUCCAGGCCACAGCAACAUCAUCAGCCGUCGUCGACAUCGAACACAUCCUCGACCUUUGCUAUGCCGACCUUUCCAGCUGGCAUCGACCUUGAGAGCUUGAUGCUGUGCAGCGAGAAGGUGGCCUCUCUCGGAUCGUUGUUCUUCAACCAGUUCACCAACAGCAUGUCAUCAUCAUCAUCACCGAUGUUGGCCCCAUCGUCGUCGUCAUCAUCACCAUCCAUCAAAAAACAUCAUCACCACCCUGCUCAUCACCAUCAGAAAUCAACACCAUACUCAAGGCCUUGAUCAUUUGUUUUUCUGUUGUUCAUUCAUUCGUAUAUCCUUAUUCAUUUGUAUGUUUGUUUUGUUGCUGGUCCGUUUGUUGGUUUGUAUAUUUUCACAUUUGUUUGUUUGGUGAUGAAUGUAUGUAUGUAUGUAUGUGCGUAUGUUUAUGCGUAUGUUUGUGAAUUUCAUUCAUAAUAUGUAAACUUUGUAAACUUUCAAAUGUCCAUAUUUUUUGUUCAUUUGUCUGUUUGUUUGUAUGUAUGGUUGUAUGUUUGCUUGUCUCCAUUAUGUAUGCGUUAAUGAAUAAUGUCGACAUUUUAAUCUUUAUUUUUAUACACGUAUAUCUAAACUCUUCAAUGAAGUAAUAAAAACUUU
Helobdella robusta is the source of this 2493-nucleotide messenger RNA. RefSeq lists its product as hypothetical. Lineage: Eukaryota; Metazoa; Annelida; Clitellata; Rhynchobdellida; Glossiphoniidae. The record is from RefSeq and is a predicted model, not a curated record. Gene Ontology annotation, biological process: negative regulation of transcription by RNA polymerase II. The transcript has 3 exons. Gene Ontology annotation, cellular component: NuRD complex. Bases 1 to 2139 code for a protein of 712 amino acids.